This is a messenger RNA of Paramacrobiotus metropolitanus, 1447 nucleotides long. Its product is annotated as aldo-keto reductase family 1 member C15-like. The transcript is spliced from 10 exons. Gene Ontology annotation, cellular component: cytosol. The record is from RefSeq and is a predicted model, not a curated record. Gene Ontology annotation, molecular function: aldose reductase (NADPH) activity. NCBI's taxonomy places the organism in Eukaryota, Metazoa, Tardigrada, Eutardigrada, Parachela, Macrobiotidae. Bases 130 to 1209 code for a protein of 359 amino acids.
GUUUCUUUUGCAUUUCUCAGUUUGCCAGCCGUCACAGAAAAUUACACAUCGGAAAUCUUGACAGCUGCAGCUAUCCAGGACCGCGCUUCGUUGGACCAGCGCAGUCUAGUUCUGUUCGGUGUUCCUUGGAUGAAUUUGUCGUUGCUUGCGCGGACUUCCAGGAUCUGUAGAUUCUUCACCAUGGCCCAAUCCGUCCCGUACAUCACCUUCAACAACGGCCAGCGUGCGCCCAUGCUCGGACUGGGCACGUCACAAUUUUCCUUCGUCGAGGGAAAGGGCCCCGUGUCGAGCUGCCAAGGGACGCGCGAAGCGGUGGAGACGGCCAUCGACAUCGGCUACCGUUUGUUCGACACGGCGCUGGUGUACGAGAACGAAGUGGAGAUCGGGAAGGCCAUCCGCAACAAGAUUGCCGACGGGACGGUGCGCCGCGAGGAUGUCUUCGUCACCACCAAGUUGUGGGGCACGUUCAUGGAUCCGGCGCGCGUGCUGGACGGACUGAAGUUGUCGUUGAAGAAUCUGCAGCUGGAUUAUGUCGAUUUAUUCCUGGUGCACGUACCGACAGCCUACGAGUACGUGGACGAUCACACGUUUAAUCCGCGCGAUGCCGACGGGAAGAUCCGCUUUGUCAAGGCCGACCACGCGGCCGUCUGGAAGGCGAUGGAGCAGCUGGUGGAUCAGGGUCUGACCAAGUCCAUCGGCGUGUCGGCCUUCAAUAAGGAGCAACUGCAGUUUGUCCUCGAUCACUGCCGCAUCAAACCAGCCAAUUUGCAGACGGAAGGCCACGCCUACUUGAUGGACGAUGAGAUCUUCGAGUUAUGCCGCCAGCACGGCAUCACCGUGACGGCCUUCGCGCCGCUCGGCUCACCGGCGCGCUGGAUGAAGAAAUUCAAAGCCGACGACCCGACGCUAACCGAAGACCCGGUCGUCCUAAAAAUCGCCCAGAAACACAACAAAUCGCCCGCGCAGAUUUUGAUUCGCUACCUGAAUGAACGCGGCCGGAUGGCCAUUCCGCGCAGCACCAGUCGUCCGCAUUUGCAGGAGAAUUUUAACGUGUUUGAUUUUGAAUUUGCGGCGGAGGAGGUGGAGGCGCUGAAGGGGCUGGACAGGAAGGGAUCCAUCCGUUAUUUCCCCUUCGACCACCUGAAGGAUUCGCCGGACGCGCCGUACUCGGUACCAGGAUCGAUAAAAAAUGGCUGGACGGCGUCGUAAACGACAGGAUAAACUUUUUCUUCAUAACAAGGAUGUGAUUAAUUUAAUCGAAUAUAUUACGGAUGCUUAUUGGUAAUUUUUCGUUCCGUUUUUGUACGCCGAAAUGUUUAACUGGGAAUUAUUUGGUGUUAUUUUUGGGUUUAAUUCGGGAUGCUGCUUUUUAAUAAUUUUAUCAUUCCUGCUGUCGCUCAAAAAUAUUAAUAAUUAACAUAGUAAUAAUUAUUAGUAAUAAUUAUCA